Arabidopsis lyrata subsp. lyrata is the source of this 2336-nucleotide messenger RNA. RefSeq names its product chloroplastic group IIA intron splicing facilitator CRS1, chloroplastic. Gene Ontology annotation, molecular function: mRNA binding. The record is from RefSeq and is a predicted model, not a curated record. NCBI's taxonomy places the organism in Eukaryota, Viridiplantae, Streptophyta, Magnoliopsida, Brassicales, Brassicaceae. Gene Ontology annotation, biological process: RNA splicing, via transesterification reactions. Bases 1 to 2196 code for a protein of 731 amino acids. The transcript is spliced from 8 exons.
AUGAAAAAUGGAAUAGAUAUAUUAUCUUAUCCACGAUUUUUGUCGGUUAGUGAGCUCUUUGUUCUGCUCUCGUGUAACUUGGGCGAAAACCCAAAGUUGCAGACUUUUAAUCAAAUGCUAACUUCUCUCCUCCUCUCGGCGCGAGCUUAUCCAUCUCUGAUCAUAAAUUCCUCCUUAAACCCUAAUCAAAACCCUUCAAAUGCCGCCAAAAGUCCCCAAUUUGAUCAAUUUAGGGAAAAACGAGGACUCUCUGAUGCUGCGAUGAAGGUUCCUACUGCUCCAUGGAUGAAAGGUCCUCUCUUGCUUCGACCCGAUGAAAUUGUCGACACUGAGAAGAGGAACAAGCCACGGAAAGUUGAAGAGAAGACGUUUAAGGCGUUGAACCGUAGAGAGAGUGGUGUCAGGGGGAAGAAAGCGAUGAAGAAAAUCGUGCGUAAUGUUGAAAAGCUUGAUGAAGGCAGUGAUUCGGAAGAAACCCAUAUGGAUGAUUUGAGCGAAUUCGAGUAUUUAGGUCGAAUUUCGGAGAAAAUUGAGUCCAAGGAUAGAUUUGGCGGGAAAAUGCCAUGGGAUAGAGAAGAAGAGAGGUUUAUAAUGCGGAGGAUGAAGAAGGAGAGAGUUCCGACUACGGCUGAGCUUAUCCUCGACGAAGGAUUGUUGAAUAGAUUGAGACGUGAAGCUUCGAAGAUGAGAAAAUGGGUGAAUGUGAGAAAAGCAGGUGUUACUGAGACAGUUGUGAAUGAGAUUAGAUUGAUCUGGAAGUUGAAGGAGCUUGCUAUGGUCAGAUUUGAUGUUCCUCUUUGUCGAAACAUGGAGCGAGCUCAAGAGAUCAUAGAGAUGAAGACUGGAGGCUUGGUUGUGUUAAGCAAGAAGGAAUUUCUCGUUGUUUAUCGAGGAGGACCGAGUUAUUCAUCAGAGGAAACCCGUUCUGGACAAGAUGAGAUUAGCUCAUCAUUGUACGAGAGAGAAGCUGAUAGGUUAUUGGAUGGUUUGGGACCUCGAUAUCUGGAUUGGUGGAUGAGAAGACCGUUUCCAGUUGAUGCUGACUUGCUUCCUCAAGUGGUUAAUGGAUAUAGGACUCCAUCUAGACGUUGUCCACCAAACACUAGAGCUAAGUUAAGCGAUGAAGAGCUUACCUACUUGAGAAACAUUGCUCAAGCUUUACCUUUUCAUUUUGUCCUUGGGAGGAACCAUGGGCUUCAAGGUUUAGCUUCCGCUAUUGUGAAGCUAUGGGAGAAAUGUAUUAUUGCAAAGAUUGCAAUCAAAUGGGGAGCUCUCAAUACAAACAAUGAGGAAAUGGCAGAUGAACUAAAGCAUCUUACUGGAGGAGUUCUGAUACUACGCAACAAAUACUUGAUAAUACUUUACAGAGGCAAGGACUUCCUUUCUGAUGAAGUCACAGAUUUGGUUGAUGACAGAGAGAGAUUACUCAGAGGAUACCAACAUUUUGAAGAAACUAAGCGCGAGGGCGAUAUAGAAAUCUUGGAGGUGGUAACAGAUGGUAAACAGUUGAAGGAAACAAGCAAAAGUGGAACUUUAUUGGAGUUUCAAGAACUUCAAAGAAAAUUCGGAGAAAUGGAGACGAGAAACCUAGAGACUGAAGCUGAGAAAGCAAGACUAGAGAAGGAGCUCAAAAGCCAAGAACACAAGCUUUCCAUUCUAAAAUCAAAGAUAGAGAAAUCAACAAUGGAGUUGUUUAAAUUGAAUUCUUUGUGGAAACCAUCGGAGCGAGAUGAUGACAUCGAGAUAUUUACUAAUGAAGAAAGAGAAUGCUUGAGAAGAAUAGGGCUGAAGAUGAGUAGCAGCUUAGUUCUUGGUAGAAGAGGAGUCUUUGUUGGUAUAAUGGAAGGUCUACAUCAGCAUUGGAAGCACAGGGAGGUAGCAAAAGUGAUCACGAUGCAGAAGAUUUUCUCCAGAGUUGUCUACACAGCGAAAUCACUUGAAGCAGAGAGCAAUGGAGUACUAAUCUCAAUCGAAAAACUUAAAGAAGGACACGCAAUACUCAUAUACCGUGGCAAGAAUUACAAACGUCCUUCAUCAAAACUGAUGGCACAGAAUCUUUUGACAAAAAGAAAAGCGUUACAAAGAUCUGUUGCGAUGCAGCGACUCGGUUCACUGAAGUUCUUUGCUUACCAGAGAGAGAGAGUAAUAGAAGAUUUGAAGCUGAGUUUGGUAGAUCUUCAAGACUCUGCUUUCUGAGCUAGGUUGAUGCAAAAUGAUUUGCAAGGAAGAGCUGAAAAAGUUUACCUACCAAGGCAAAUUUAUUUACUUGACUGAAUCACAUAUUCUUUUUCUUUUACUGUGGUAUAUUUUUAUAAUUUACUCAAAACAUUUUUUAA